AUGGACCACGGCGAGGGACCACCGCUCAAGCGGCAGCGCGUCCUGGCCUGCCGACGAUGCCGCGGGCGCAAGCAAAAGUGCGAGGACAGACGGCCCUGCUCCAAUUGCGCCAAGGCGGGCGAGGACUGCGUGCCCACCGAGCCGGCGCCUCGUCCCCAGGUCGAGGGGGACUACGUGCGCGCGCUCGAGGAGAGGAUCGCCGAGUUGGAGUCUCGUGAUCCCAAUCAGAGCCGGGACCACUACGCGCGUGCGCGCACGCCGCAGGCAGCGAGAGCAUUGGCCCCUCCAUCACUGCAAGGCAUCGUGUCAGGUACCAACACUGGACUCCCCGCGCGGCGCGCUCAACCGACCUCAUCCGUCUCCCCUGCGACCAAUUUGCACAAUGGCCUGCUUCACCCGCGCAAGAGCCUCUCCCAGCAGCCGCCGGACCUCUCGCUGGCAGACGACUCGGACGCAGAGGGCAUAGAUCAUCUCCUCUACGGUCUGGCCUCACCUCCAGGGCGGGACAACUUUGGGGGCGGUGCGGGCAACAUCAAGUCACCUAGCAUGCACACCGGCUCGGUACGGCACCACGACGACCACCAUUAUCCCGCGCAGAACCUCGUCGCCUCCAUGACUCCCGAGGUCGAGGGGCUCCUUCUGGGCGCCUACAGGGGGCGCGCGCAGGUCCAGUAUCCCUUCUUCCACUGGCCCACCCUCCUGGACUGGGUGGCCGACUGGAGGACGUGCCCCCCGGCCGAGCUCAACCCCAAGCCGUGGCAGGGCUUCUUUGUGAACCUCGUCUUCGCCACGGCGCUGCUCAUGCUCGCCCUCCCGCGCGUCGGUCAGUCGGACUCGCGUGUGUUCUACAAGCAUGGCGUCGCCCUGCUGCCCCAUGUGCUGCGGAGGAACGACCCCAUCAUGCACGUCCAAGCGUAUCUUCUGCUCAGCAUGCACGCCCUGCACCGCAGCAACACGCCACGGAUACUGUCGCUCGCCUCCACGACGAUGCGCAUGUGCGUGCAGCUGCAGUAUCACCUCGCCGAGACGGAGCUCGAGCCCACGACACCCGCCGCCCUGUUGCAGAACCAAGUGCGCAGGCGCUGCUUCUGGUCGGCCUACUGCGUCGACCGCCUCGUCAUGGCCUCGUUUGAGCUUCCGCCCUCAAUCACCGACGCCAUGAUCACCUCCAAGCUGUACGCCAACGUCGAGGACGAGGACUUGGAGAGCGCCGUGGCCCAGUUGCCCGCGGGCGCGGACCUGGGCGACGUCCCCGUCUACACGUGUGUGUCGCCGUCCCUGCAUAUCCUUCAGUGCCGACGCAUUCAGUCGGAGAUUAUCAACUACACCCUGCGUUGGGACUACAAGGAGGUCUUUGAGGGGUCGCUCGAGUGGCGCAUACGCAUCCUGCGCGAGCUGGAGAACUACAAGGCGCGCGCGCAGAACUUUGCCGAGCCCCAGUCCAAGGGCCACUCGAGCCAGCGGUGGCUCGCUCUCAUCUACCACUACACACUGCUGCUUCUCUACCGACCGACCAAGGACAACGUGUACGGGCCCGCGGGCGACUGGGCGAUCCAGGCCAGCAGCCAGGCCUGCCUCAUGUUCCGGCGGAGCCAGAUGGACCGUCAGAUUGCCCAGGCGUGGAUCGGCCUGCUGGUGCAGUUCCAGUCCGGCGUCACCCUCCUCUACUGCUGCUGGGCGACGCCCAUGGAGUACCGCACCGACAACUACGACGCCCCGGACGUGUCUGACGCCCUCCGCGCCUGCUCCAACAUCCUCGCCAUCAUGGCCGACCGCUGGCCCAAGGCCGAGAGCCUCCGCGACGUCUUUGAGCUGCUGGCCCGCGAGAUCCCCCUCGUCGACAGGCCAUCCCGGCCCCCGACACGGAUCACGCCCGCCACCGCCGACGCCAUCCGCGCCAAGCUCGUGCCGGUCCGGUCUCUAAUUGUGCACCGCUCUAUCAUACGCAUGAUUGAGGAGAUGAUCAACGAGGACUUUCCCCGGCGGCGGCCCAACCAGUCACCCUCGCCCAGCGUGCUCGCGCGGUCCCAGAGGGCCACACCGGCGCGCGACAGGCAGAUUGUGCCGCCAUCCAUGGCUGAUCCUACCAUGGCGCCCUUUGAGCUGCCUCUGUUCGCGCAGCAGCUGUAUGGCACGGGCACGGGAAGUGGGAGUGGGGAGAUGGAGGCCCCGAUCAACACGGAUGAGCUUCUUGCGUUUCCUGGGUUCUUUGACCUUGACGGGUGGCAAUGA
Messenger RNA from Emericellopsis cladophorae, 2232 nucleotides. RefSeq lists its product as uncharacterized. Gene Ontology annotation, molecular function: zinc ion binding; sequence-specific DNA binding; DNA-binding transcription factor activity, RNA polymerase II-specific. The coding region runs from base 1 to 2232 and encodes 743 amino acids. Gene Ontology annotation, biological process: DNA-templated transcription; positive regulation of transcription by RNA polymerase II. The record is from RefSeq and is a predicted model, not a curated record. The transcript has a single exon. NCBI's taxonomy places the organism in Eukaryota, Fungi, Ascomycota, Sordariomycetes, Hypocreales, Bionectriaceae.